UGAUGUAGAUUAGAAUUUUCGCUGGACUCCAGAAACCCUAGCUCUUGGUCUUGGGCAUCAGAUCGGAGCGCUCUGUCUCCCUCCUCCCUCCCUCUUUCUGUGUGUCUCAUAAAACCCCAGCAGCUUCCCCCCUCUUUUGCAUCGAAUCGAUGGGCAGUAUUGCGGGCGAUCUUCGUUUCCGUUAUGAAGGUAGUAUGAUGCAUUUGACGCCUUUCCCUGUCUUAUUGGGCAUUCCGUUGGAGAUCGAAUACGUUAGUGAUAUGGAGAGCAAAGCAAAGUACAUAUUAUUGUGUGGGAAUCAGAGUGGUUUCAUUGAAUUGGCCAAGGAUAAGGUUGACGAUACGUUUUCUUGUAUCCUUGUGCACACAGAAGAGCCCGCCACGUACUGGGCGGUCGACUUUGUAAAGAAGAUGAAGGAGGAUUUGGGUCUCCCAGUGUUAGCUGUCGGGGACAGUAGUCCACUUGCGGUGAAGAGUUUUUCUCAUUUCGUAGCAGGAGGAUGCGAUAUAAAGUGGUUGGGACUCCGACCUAGUGAUCUGGAGAGCACUGGUUUAUCUGAAGGGUGUAUGCUGGCCAUGAGGAAGGCUGAUCUUGAGCUAGCGCAACAACUGUUGGAAGAAGAUAUCGUCAAGAAGAAGCCAGAAUGGGUUAAGGAGCUAAAGAUAAUGGUCAACAACCAGCGCAAGGUAGAAAUUGAGGCAUUGUCCUCAAUUGCGUGGUACUUCUUCCCAAGGGAUUAUCUUCCACGGAAGAUGACACAGCAGGAUUGGAUAUGAGUCUGACUGAUUCAUAGCUAGCGAGCUUUAAUUAGUGCGGACAAGGAAGGAGAAUGGUCACAAGAAAAGAAUUGGGCAUAGGGCAUUUCGGUGAGACCCUUAAUUGUGCUAAACUAAUCUUAGCUUAGAGAAUUUCCUGAUGUAUCAAAGACAUGGCUACGACAUUCGGAAAAGACUACGUUAUUUGGUUAUGUAUUAGUGACAUGUGCUGUAUUUCCUUUUGGGUGUUGAAAGACUUGUAAUGUUGCUAGUUUUCAUGGGGUUAUAUUUGAUACGGAACGCCGGGAAAUCAUGAACUUGUUAAUCUAAAUCUCUUAUUGUUUUUUUUUUCUUUUCCAUUUUUCAAU
Molecule: messenger RNA, 1123 nt
Organism: Prunus avium (sweet cherry)
Lineage: Eukaryota; Viridiplantae; Streptophyta; Magnoliopsida; Rosales; Rosaceae
Source: RefSeq, a predicted model, not a curated record